UCCAUUUCACUACACAAUACAAAACAUACUCCCAAAUCUAAACCUUUCUCAUUUCUCUCUCAGGUUUUGUCCUAAGUCUCUCAAUCUCUAGGGCUCGAAUUCUGUGUUUCGCUUUGCAUACACACACACACACACAAAUUAACGCUACGAUCGAUGAAAAUGGCCAUGACGGAACGAGCCCAAGCAAUGUGGCGCACGUGCCUGGCCUCGGCCUUCAGGACGGCCCUUGCCUGCACCAUCGUCGGAGCCGUGACACUCUACGGCCCCACGUCGCUCCUCCGUUACGUAGCAUUCCCGGCCUUCUCUUAUGUCACCGUUAUACUCAUCAUCACCGACGCCACGCUCGGCGACACCCUCCGAGGUUGCUGGCUCGCCGUCUACGCCACGUGUCAGAGCGUGGGUCCUGCUCUCAUCAGCCUCCACCUCAUCGGGCCCGCGCAUCUCUCCGCCGGUACUUGCGCCGUAGCCGUGGCAAUCGCCGGGCUCGUGGUGGUGCUGCCGAGCGAGUCGACUCACCUGGUGGCGAAGCGCAUCGCUCUCGGGCAGAUCGUCAUCAUUUACGUCAUCGCUUACAUCAAAGGAGCCGACACGGAGCCCCUCAUGCACCCUCUACGCGUCGCCGCAAGCACCGCCGUCGGCGUUGUAGCUUGUGUUUUCGCUCUUCUCCUCCCGUAUCCUCGUCUGGCUUCUCGAGAGGUGAAACAAAGCUGCAAGGAGAUUGGCCAAAAUAUAUCGGAGAGACUGAAGCUGUAUAUCAAGGCCUUUAGUGCUGAUGAUGCCACGUCAGCAACCACGUCGAUUUCUCAGGCCAGAUUAUUG
Tarenaya hassleriana is the source of this 819-nucleotide messenger RNA. RefSeq lists its product as uncharacterized. Gene Ontology annotation, molecular function: transmembrane transporter activity. The transcript is spliced from 2 exons. Gene Ontology annotation, biological process: transmembrane transport. NCBI's taxonomy places the organism in Eukaryota, Viridiplantae, Streptophyta, Magnoliopsida, Brassicales, Cleomaceae. The record is from RefSeq and is a predicted model, not a curated record. The annotation marks the transcript as partial. Gene Ontology annotation, cellular component: plasma membrane.